This is a messenger RNA of Arachis ipaensis, 1151 nucleotides long. The record is from RefSeq and is a predicted model, not a curated record. Lineage: Eukaryota; Viridiplantae; Streptophyta; Magnoliopsida; Fabales; Fabaceae.
CACGCCGGCGCCACCUGCAGCAGCGUCUAUCCCCACCACCGCCGUGCCUCUCUCUCUCUUUCCUUUUAUCCCCACUCAGUUCUGGCUCGCAUAUCUUCUCAGCGCCGCAACCAUCAUCUCCUCCAGUCAAUGCUUCCAGUGUGAUAGUGAUCCUUCUAAGAGGUUCAUCGUGUUUUCCAGAUGAGGUUCUUGAGCGUGUUGUUGGGAUGCUGAAAUCAAGAAAGGACAGAAGCUCUAUGUCACUGGUUUGCAAGGAGUGGUACAACGCUGAGAGAUGGUCAAGGAGGAACGUGUUCAUAGAGCUUAGGCUUAAGAGGAUGACUGUUACUGAUGAGAGUUUGAAGUUCUUGGUGCGCUCUUUUCCAAACUUCAAAGCUAUUUCCCUUCAAAAUUGUGAUGGUUUCAGCACUGAUGGUUUGGUUGCAAUUGCUGCUGAUUGCAAAACCCUGGUGAUGAGGAGGCUAAAGCAAAAUUUCAGCAACUACGAAAUGUUAUCACGAUUCUUGGGGAUGAAGAAAAGCGAGCCAUUUAUGAUCAGAUUGGUUGUGUUGAUGAUGCUGACCUUGCCGGGGAUGUUGUCAAGAAUCUUCACAACUACUUUAGAACAAUGUACAAGAAGGUCACUGAAGCUGAUAUUGAGGAGUUUGAAGCAAACUAUAGGGGAUCUGACUCAGAGAAAAAUGAUUUGAUUGAUUUGUACAAGAAGUGCAGAAGUGUUUGUUUGGAUUGGCCAGUCUGUGGACCCAAAAGAAAAACAAAAUGCUUUUGAAAUUGGCCAGAGCUAUAUAGAUAAGGCUGUAUCACUGGAGGGACUAUCUCCUCGGGUACCGCUAUAUAAAGUAACAGAAGGGAAUGAACCAUGCUUUUCACAACAUACUUUCCAUGGGACAAUGCUAAAGCUUCGGUUCAGGGAAACUCUUUCCAGAAAAAGGUGACAUUACUCUUCGGGAUUCGCCAUGCUGUAGAGGAAAAGUCUAAUGGGCCAAGUCAAGGGGGACCAAGACAAAGAGCUGAAGCUUUCUUUGCCUUGUCUAAUGCCUUUAAUUCAUCUUCUGAUAUGACAUCCAGUAUGGUAUGGCAACAUGUUUAAGAUUGUAUAAACUAUGUUUUUCUUUGUUGUUUUAUAGUCAAUGAAAUUCAACCAAAAGUAG